CCCACAGUUAAUUGCAGCACCAGCUCUAACAACUGCACAUUCGCAGACCUGCUCUGUGGAAUGAACUACAACGUCACAGUCACAAGGAAUGAUGGUCAAUGCAGGAGUCUGCCAUCCACACCCAUUCAGAUACAGUCAGCUCCCUGUGACCCUCAAAACAUCACAACUGUGCUCCAGUGUGACACCAACACGGCCAACGUGACAUGGGCUGCCAGCGCAGGAGCUAAUGGGUACACAGCAAUGGCAACAGACGGGCAGCAGCAACGCUUAGCUUCUUGUCACUCUAUAGGAACUUCCUGUCAGCUGACCUCUCUGCCGUGUGGGAUGAGACUAAAUGUGACUGUCCAAGCUGAUGACACCACCUGCAACAGCAGCUCUCAACCUAAAGCUGUGGUGGUAACAGCUCCCUGCAUUCCCACCAAUGUUGCUGCCGCUCUACACUGUACAUCCAACAUUGCUUCCAUCACCUGGCACAGUGCACUUGGUGCCACUUGGUACUUGGUAAAGGUGGAAAGCAGCCAAGGGUACAAGACGUCCUGCAACAACACUGUCACACACUGUGAUAUCCCAAACCUGCAGUGUGGCCAGGAAUAUUCCAUCACAGUCAUGGGCAUGAAUGGUGUCUGCAUGGGCCCGGCUAGCCAGCCUUUCACUCUCGUCUCAGCACCAUGCCACAACACUGGCAUUCAAGCCAGUCUGGACUGCCGCACCAACUCAGCACUCAUUUCUUGGACACCAGGCAAUGGUUCAUUAAGUUUCAAUGCAACACUGCAGUCUUUCCAGGACCCCCAAAAGCACAGCUGCUUCAGCAACAGCUCCUCCUGCAACAUCAGCUCACUGCCGUGUGGUCAGCACUAUAACAUCAGUGUUACAGGAUACGGCCGGACCUGUUCAACCUCUUCUAAAACCUUGGUCACUCUAGACACGGCUCCAUGUGUUCCCACUCAAGUCAAUGUGUCAUUAUCCUGUGGGUCGGCCACUGCAUCUGUUUCCUGGGCAGCAUCUAGUGGCCUUGUUUCAUACUAUACAGCAACAGCAGUAGAUGAUAAUGGACAAACGCUAACCUGCAACUCCAGCAGCACUUCCUGUGACAUCAGCGGCCUGGUGUGUGGUCAGGCGUACAAUGUGUCAGUCACAGCUAUGAGUGUGGACUGCACUGGGCAACGUAGUGAAGUGCGUCGCAUCAGUACUGCACCCUGUGCUCCUCAGUCUGUGGUCAGUCAGCUCUUAGACUGUCGAACAGGUGAUGUUCAAAUUAGCUGGCAGUCGAGUAAAGGGGCGCAGAUCUACUAUGCGCAAGCAAAAUCCACUGACAAGACUCUGGUGUGUAACUCCACCUCCACGUCCUGCAUAAUCCCUGCAAUUGGCUGUGGGCAGACGUACAAUAUCACUGUGGUUGCAGAAGCCAGCGGCUGUAGCUCCAACGCCAGUGUGACCAGUCAGGUCACGGCAGCCCCAUGCCCUCCACUGAAUAUCCAGUCCAUAAUGAACUGUGACAGCAACACAACAAGUGUGUCCUGGUCCAGGGGCAAUGGAGCUCUGUCCUUUAUUAUGGCAAUGGAAUGCUCUAAUGGACAGACGCACAUCUGCAGGACCAAUGAAACAGGAUGUGACAUCACUAACAUGGCAUGCGGACAAACAUGCACAGUUAAGGUAGUGGCAGAGGGACGUUCCUGCAACAGCUCUGAAGGGACUGGAUCACCUGUCAUAACAGGUCCUUGUGUACCACAAAAUGUGUCGGCCAGUGUAAGCUGUAGCAGCAACAUAGCAAGUGUAACCUGGGGGAGCAGCCAAGGGGCGGAGCUUUACACAGUGACAGCCAGCAGUGCUAAUGGCCUUUCAGCUAACUGCACAUCACCAUCCACUUCCUGUGACCUGUCAACUUUGACCUGCGGAGAGUCUUACACGAUCACAGUGAAGGCAAAAGGCAGCAACUGCAGCAGUGGGAACAGUGCGCCUGUUCAAGUUCAAGCAGUGCCCUGCACCCCAAGUAAUGUCCUGCCCACCGUGGAUUGUGUCACAAAUGCUUUAGUGGUAUCAUGGACACCUGGUGCAGGAGGACAGUAUUACACGGCCACCUUGCAGGACAGCAAUGGACUGUCCACCACCUGCCAGUCUACGGGCUCACAGUGUAAUGUGACGGGGCUCAGGUGUGGUCAGCUGUACCAUGUCAAUGUGACGGCGUCAGAUGAUCUGUGCAGCAGCCCUCCCAGUGCUACUGUGAACACUAACUCAGGAACUUCCUGUCAGCUGACCUCUUUGCCGUGUGGGAUGAGACUAAAUGUGACUGUCCAAGCUGAUGACACCACCUGCAACAGCAGCUCUCAACCUAAAGCUGUGGUGGUAACAGCUCCCUGCAUUCCCACCAAUGUUGCUGCCGCUCUAAACUGUACAUCCAACAUUGCUUCCAUCACCUGGCACAGUGCACUUGGUGCCACUUGGUACUUGGUAAAGGCGGAAAGCAGCCAAGGGUACAAGACGUCCUGCAACAACACUGUCACACACUGUGAUAUCCCAAACCUGCAGUGUGGCCAGGAAUAUUCCAUCACAGUCAUGGGCAUGAAUGGUGUCUGCAUGGGCCCGGCUAGCCAGCCUUUCACUCUCGUCUCAGCACCAUGCCACAACACUGGCAUUCAAGCCAGUCUGGACUGCCGCACCAACUCAGCACUCAUUUCUUGGACACCAGGCAAUGGUUCAUUAAGUUUCAAUGCAACACUGCAGUCUUUCCAGGACCCACAAAAGCACAGCUGCUUCAGCAACGGCUCCUCCUGCAACAUCAGCUCACUGCCGUGUGGUCAGCACUAUAACAUCAGUGUUACAGGAUACGGCCGGACCUGUUCAACCUCUUCUAAAACCUUGGUCACUCUAGACACGGCUCCAUGUGUUCCCACUCAAGUCAAUGUGUCAUUAUCCUGUGGGUCGGACACUGCAUCUGUUUCCUGGGCAGCAUCUAGUGGCCUUGUUUCAUACUAUACAGCAACAGCAGUAGAUGAUAAUGGACAAACGCUAACCUGCAACUCCAGCAGCACUUCCUGUGACAUCAGCGGCCUGGUGUGUGGUCAGGCGUACAAUGUGUCAGUCACAGCUAUGAGUGUGGACUGCACUGGGCAACGUAGUGAAGUGCGUCGCAUCAGUACUGCACCCUGUGCUCCUCAGUCUGUGGUCAGUCAGCUCUUAGACUGUCGAACAGGUGAUGUUCAAAUUAGCUGGCAGUCGAGUAAAGGGGCGCAGAUCUACUAUGCGCAAGCAAAAUCCACUGACAAGACUCUGGUGUGUAACUCCACCUCCACGUCCUGCAUAAUCCCUGCAAUUGGCUGUGGGCAGACGUACAAUAUCACUGUGGUUGCAGAAGCCAGCGGCUGUAGCUCCAACGCCAGUGUGACCAGUCAGGUCACGGCAGCACCCUGUCCACCUACUUUUGUCACUGCUGUUUUGGACUGCUCUACUAACAUGGUCUUAGUGUCGUGGAGCUCCUUGGGCAUUUCAGGGGUUCAUUACACGGCAACAGCAAUUGGCCCAUUGGGGCCCUCUAGUGGUGUGGAGUGUAGCACGACAAACUUCAACUGCACUCUUGCCCACCUGCAAUGUGGCAGCCAAUACAAUGUCACUGUCACUGCUACCCAAAACAACUGUACUAGCAAAUCCAGCAAGGAGUACUCCUUCAUUACAGCUCCAUGUGUGCCAGUUCUGAACGACGUGGCUCUGAACUGUAGCUCAAGGUCCGCUGUGGUGAACUGGUCAGGAUUGAGUCUAGAUGCAUUAUCGGUCAGCGCAGUGAGCUCUCAGGGUGAACAGCUGGGAUGUGGUGUCUUCAACAAUGGUUCAUGUGUGGUGGACGGACUGCAGUGUGGACAGACGUAUACGUUCAGUGUGAAUACAACGCAAGGCCAGUGCACCAGUGCUGCUAGUAACACACUGCAGAGGGAGACAGCCCCAUGCCCUCCACUGAAUAUCCAGUCCAUAAUGAACUGUGACAGCAACACAGCAAGUGUGUCCUGGUCCAGUGGCAAUGGAGCUCUGUCCUUUAUGAUGGCAAUGGAAUGCUCUAAUGGACAGAGGUACAUCUGCAGGACCAAUGAAACAGGAUGUGACAUCACUAACAUGGCAUGCGGACAAACAUGCACAGUUAAGGUAGUGGCAGAGGGACGUUCCUGCAACAGCUCUGAAGGGACUGGAUCACCUGUCAUAACAGGUCCUUGUGUACCACAAAAUGUGUCGGCCAGUGUAAGCUGUAGCAGCAACAUAGCAAGAUGCUCACAUGGAUUGCCCUGCACCCCAAGUAAUGUCCUGCCCACCGUGGAUUGUGUCACAAAUGCUUUAGUGGUAUCAUGGACACCUGGUGCAGGAGGACAGUAUUACACGGCCACCUUGCAGGACAGCAAUGGACUGUCCACCACCUGCCAGUCUACGGGCUCACAGUGUAAUGUGACGGGGCUCAGGUGUGGUCAGCUGUACCAUGUCAAUGUGACGGCGUCAGAUGAUCUGUGCAGCAGCCCUCCCAGUGCUACUGUGAACACUAACUCAGUUCCCUGUGCAGCCAGCUUCAUCAGGGCAGUGUUGGAUUGUCAGCUGGGUACAGCCACUGUGUCAUGGCAGUAUGGUGCAGGUGCUCAGGGAUAUGCUGUCUCUGCCUUGGCACCGGUGAACAACAGGGCUAGCUGUACCUCCAACAGCUCCAUCACACACUGUGAGCUGAGCAACCUGCAGUGUGGCAAUGAGUAUACGGUGAACGUACAGAAUUUGGGAUAUACGUGCAAUGCCAGUGCACAGAUGACCGGCUCCUUGAUCACAGGUCCGUGUGUUCCUCAGCAUCUGACAGCGCAGUACAGUCCUUCCACCGCUCUGCUCUCCUGGGAUGUCACUAAAGGUGGUGCCAACUUCACAGCAGAGGCUGUGACCCUCGAGGGCCUGACGGUGACCUGUGAGACCUCUAACACGAGCUGCACCUUCCCAGACCUGGGUUGUGGUGAGAUCUACAACGUCAGUGUGACGGCUCACAACAGUGUCUGCAGUGACACUGUGACCUCUGAUCCUAUCAAGACAGAACCCUGUCCUCCUCAGAAUGUCAAAGCUAGCCUAAACUGCGCCACCCACAGUGCUACUGUUUCCUGGGAGCCCAGCCAGUUGGCAGUGGGAUACGUUGCAUUCCUGGAAGGCAGAAAUGGUCAUUCCACUUCCUGUCAGACAAAUCAUACAUACUGCAGUUUAUUUGAUCUCACCUGUGGAACAGUGUACUAUGUCAGAGUCCGUGCCAUCGGUGAGGUGUUCAACAGCUCUGACAGCAUAGGGGUCAACAUGACAUCAGCACCAUGUCUGUCCACCAGUGUGUCUGCUGUGGUGGACUGUGCUACAGAUUCAGUUCUAGUGUCCUGGAGUUCCAUUGCUGGGGCGGAGAAUUACUCUGUGACCGCUUUGGGGUCAGAAGGUGAAACAGUCUCCUGCUCAACCAGUCAGAACCACUGUAACAUCUCCUCCCUGCAGUGUGAUCAGCAAUUUAACCUCACCUUCGCCACUACAAACCAGCAGUGCCAAAUGACCUCCACCACCAAUGUCACGUUUCAGUCCAUUCCAUGUGUUCCUCAGAACGUGGUGUCUGAGCUGGACUGUUUGUUUAACUUUAUAACUAUAAGGUGGAACAUUAGCCAUGGGGCGGCGUCUUACCUGGUGGUUGCCAAUGGACCUGAGGGUCCAGUGACUGCCUGUAACACAACUGCACAGCAGUGCGGACUGCAAACACUGCAUUGCAGCUCCUCGUACGAUGUCAGCGUCAUUGCAGUCAACCAUCAAUGCAACACAUCAGGAAGUUCCAUCUUACGAAUAAAUACCGUGCCGUGUGUACCUAGUCAUGUGCAGGGCAGUGUAAACUGUACAACUGGAGAUCUAUCUGUAUCCUGGGACCCAAGCGUGGGGGCCAUUUCCUAUGCUGCGGUUGCUCAGACUAGUGGUGGCUACACUUCAGUGUGCAACAGCACCGGAACAGCAUGUGUCUUCUCAGAUCUGCUCUGUGGGAUGAACUAUAGUCUAGCUGUCAGCGCCACUGACGGGACAUGCAACACUGCACAGAGUCAACCAGUUGUGCUGAGUACAGUGUCCUGUAAGCCACAGAAUGCUAGCGCCCAGCUCAACUGUGACACCAACUCUGCAGUUGUAAGUUGGGAGCUCAGUGAUAACAUUAAGCGUCACACAGUCCAGGCUACUGGUUCUGAUGGACAUCGCAUCGACUGCUCCAGCUUCGACCACAGUUGUACAUUAUCUGGCAUGCACUGUGGCCAGAGCUAUAACAUUACCGUCACUGCCUUGGAUGGAGUAUGUGACAAUAGCAACAUGCACCUCUUUCUGCAGUCAGCUCCAUGUGCACCUAGCAAUGUUCAGACGUCUUUGCAUUGCGACAUCAGCAAUGGUGGUGUUGUGUCUGUGUCGUGGGUGCAAGCAAACGGGGUGGAGUCUUACACGGCUGUGGCUGAGUCUAAUAAUGGUCAUUCCUACUCUUGUAACACCACCGCUGCCUCCUGUGAUCUACAGGAACUGCAGUGUGGUCAGAUUUAUAAUGUGUCUGUCUACUCACUGGCUCAUGGCUGUGGGCGAGUGAAGAGCACUACGUCUCAGGUGCAGACAGCUCCAUGUCCCCCUCAGAACGUAUCUGCCAUUGUGCAGUGUGAUUUAGGGUCUGUGCUGGUGAGUUGGAACCCAGCAGUGGAUGCCAGCCAGUUCAGAGUUGAACUGGAGUCCGAGAGCACCGGUACGAUCUCCUCCUGUAACAGCACAAACACACAGUGCUCCAUCGCCCAUCUGCCCUGUGGAGAGAGAUUCAACCUCAGUGUGGUGGCACUGAGAGGCGGCUGUCAGAGUCAACCAAUCAGUGACCUUUCCAUCUCCUCAGCUCCAUGUAUCCCACAGGGGGUCACCGGUACUGUGGACUGUGUUACUAACUCUGCAUGGGUAUCAUGGGAUGUAGAUAAUGGUGCAGAAUCUUACACUGUGCUGGCUGUAAGGGAUGACGGUCACAAUUCCACCUGUAGCAGCUCAAACUCCACCUGUAAUGUACCUGACCUGGGGUGUGGAAGGAGCUACACCUUUCACGUCACUGCCUCAAACGCUGCUUGCGUGAGCCCACCCAGCAACAGCUUUCAGCUGGAGACAGCACCUUGUGCCCUGUCAUCCAUCCUGGUGGUGGCUGAAUGCCACAGUUCUGUUAUCAUGGUACAGUGGCAUAGAGCUCGGAGUGGAAAUUCUCUCUACAUUGCCACAGCAGAGGAUCAAGACCGUUCCCUCCUUUCCUGCAAUAGCUCCGCUUCUUCAUGCAACUUUACCAAUGUGCAGUGCGACAAGGAGUACACCAUCAUUGUAGCCGCUUCAGCCAACCAAUGCAGCAGCCUCCGCAGCCCACCCUACAAGAUCAGAACUGCACCCUGUCAGCCCUCAUCAGUACAGGCCGAUGUAGACUGUCAGUCGAAGGAUGUGUUUGUGUCAUGGGACCCAUCAUACGUGGCACAGUCGUACCUGCUUACUGUAGUCGGCAGAAAUGGAGACUUGAAGACGUGCAAUACCUCGGACAAUAACUGCACGCUAACCGAUCUGCGUUGCAGCAACACCUACUAUGUGUCCGUUUUAGCCAGUAACGAGAACUGCACCAGCCUGCCCAGUGCUAACAUCACCUUCCAAACGGUGCCGUGUGAGCCAGCCAACUUAACUGCAAACAUACAGUGCGGGAACAGUAGUAGUGCCUCAUUGUCAUGGGUGGGGAGUACAGGGGCGGUGGUCUACACGGGACUUGCUCAGUCAGAAACUGGCACAACAGUCUACUGUGAAACCACACACACGUCUUGUACUCUGGAGGGCUUAGUGUGCGGCACUGUGUACAACUUUACAGUGCAGGCAACGGAUGGCUUCUGCAACAGUUCCUUGAGUGAACCUCAAACUAAGGGAGCAGCUCCCUGUCCUCCAGCUGGAUUGAGGGUUGUCCCUCGUACAGUAGUGAAUGAUACUCAGAUCUUGAGGGCAUCUUGGUCUACUGUGAAUUGUCCUAAUUCUGAAUACCUCCUGGCGCUCACGGGCAGCAUUCAGGGCAACAGCCAGGCACUCUUUGACCUCGCCUCCUAUUGGACAAGUCGCAGGUUCUUUGAGGUACCCCUCCCUUGUGGCUCCUCCUACAGCGCAACCAUCAGCGCGAGGAACUCUGCCGCCACAAGCGACAAAUCUGCUGCCAUCACUGGAACCACAGUACCUUGUGCCCCUCUGAAUGUGGCGUUCUCUGCAUCAUCGGCGGAAGUGGCAUGGAACCAGGCUCUAUUUGCUACAAACUACACUGUGUAUGGGGUUACUUCUUCUGGUAGGACGAAACUCUGCAUGACCUCACAGCUCCUCUGCUCUGUCACCAAUUUCAGCAGUGGUCACAUUGUCGUAACUGCCAGCAACACUGCCGGGGAGAGUGAAGACUCCGUGCCUGUUUCAGUGACAGCAGGUCGCAGGAGGAGGUGAGACCUGGCACAAAGUGAGAAAGGCCCGACCAACCCUGAGUAAAUGCUUGUAUCUCAUCGCACUCAAACUCUUGCCUCUGAGAAUUCCUGCACUUACCUAAGAAUUUGUGAAACUCUGUGAUAUUUAACUUUUGCAUGUUACAUCAAUUCUGGUUCAAGGUUCUUUUUUUUUUUUUUUUAACAAUAUUUAAGGGUGAAAUACAUUGAC
Molecule: messenger RNA, 8685 nt
Organism: Sinocyclocheilus rhinocerous
Lineage: Eukaryota; Metazoa; Chordata; Actinopteri; Cypriniformes; Cyprinidae
Product: fibronectin-like
Exons: 36
Coding region: 61-8478 (2805 amino acids)
Molecular function (GO): protein binding
Source: RefSeq, a predicted model, not a curated record